UCUUGAAAGAUACUAAUACUAAGUUUUGAUAACCUCUUAUUAAUGGAAUACUUGUGUCUUCUGUUCCUUACAGUUAUGUUUGGCUUGUAACUGAUCAUGUAAAGAGCUGGAUGAAUGCUGAAGACAAAGAGCACUUCAUGCACAUCUCCUAUGAAGAGAUGACAAUGGACCCGAAGGACUCUGUGGGCAGAAUCGCUCAGUUCCUGCAGAAAUCUCUGGAAUAUGAAGCGAUAGAGAAGAUAGCCGACCGAUGUUUGUUCAUGAACAUGAAGAAGAACAACAUGUCAAACUACUCUACUGCUUCUCGUAAAUUACUGGACCAGGCAAAGUCUGAGUUUCUCAGGAAAGGCGAGUGUCAAUAA
This is a messenger RNA of Gymnodraco acuticeps, 362 nucleotides long. RefSeq names its product sulfotransferase 2B1-like. Gene Ontology annotation, molecular function: sulfotransferase activity. Gene Ontology annotation, cellular component: cytoplasm. The coding region runs from base 111 to 362 and encodes 83 amino acids. NCBI's taxonomy places the organism in Eukaryota, Metazoa, Chordata, Actinopteri, Perciformes, Bathydraconidae. The transcript has 2 exons. Gene Ontology annotation, biological process: sulfation. The record is from RefSeq and is a predicted model, not a curated record.